Messenger RNA from Ziziphus jujuba (common jujube), 1719 nucleotides. RefSeq names its product UDP-glycosyltransferase 91A1-like. Gene Ontology annotation, molecular function: UDP-glycosyltransferase activity. Lineage: Eukaryota; Viridiplantae; Streptophyta; Magnoliopsida; Rosales; Rhamnaceae. Bases 115 to 1545 code for a protein of 476 amino acids. The record is from RefSeq and is a predicted model, not a curated record. The transcript has a single exon.
GAGAGAGAGAGACAGAGAGACAGAGAGAGAGAGGACCAAAACUUGGACCUGAUAACACCAUAUAAAUCUUAUUAUACAUAAAAUCAUUUGCACUGCAAUAAUUUGCACGCUUUAAUGGCCAACCGAGAAGACAAGCUUCACAUAGCAAUGUUUCCAUGGCUAGCUUUCGGCCAUAUGAUUCCAUACCUAGAGCUUGCCAAGCUCAUCGCUCAAAAGGGGCAUUGUAUCUCCUUCAUAUCCACCCCAAGAAACAUCGAUCGCCUCCCUAGACUCCCUCCAAAUCUCUCCCCAUUUAUCAACUUCAUCAAGCUUCCAUUGCCACAUCAAAAGAACCUCCCACCAAACGCCGAAGCCACCACAGAUUUGCCUUUGGACAAAGUCCCAUUUCUCAAGAAGGCCUAUGACUCUCUCCUAGAAUCCAUAACCCAUUUUCUCCAAUCUUCCAAUCCCGACUGGCUUCUCUACGAUUUCGCAGCUUACUGGUUACCAGAUAUUGCUCGGAACCUCGGGAUUCCCAAUGCCAAUUUCAGCAUCUUCAUAGCAGCAGCUUUGAGCUUCGUCGGCCCGACAUCGGUUCCCGAUUACCGGAAGGAACCGGAGGAGUUCGCUGUUCCUCCCAAAUGGGUCCCAUUCCCAACCACCGUAGCUUUCAGGCUCUUUGAGGUUUUGAAACUCGCCGGCGAGCUCAAUGGGGAAGAUGAUGAUAAUGAUAAUGUAUCAGCUGUAGAGCGUAUCAAAGAAACCCUUGGAGGUUGCGAUGUGAUUGCCGUUAGAGGUUGCAUGGAGUUUGAACCCGAAUGGAUCCAUCUGUUGGAGGACAUCAACCGAAAACCCGUCUUACAGGUCGGUAUGCUCCCGACCAGACCGACCAUCAAUGACGACGACAUUGACAACGAUGACUAUCAUAAGUGGAAGCCAAUGAAGGAGUGGCUAGACUUGCAAAAGGCAGGGUCAGUGGUGUACGUAGCAUUCGGAAGCGAGGCCGAACAUAGCCAGGCCGAGCUCAACGAAAUAGCACUCGGCUUAGAGCUCUCGGAAUUGCCAUUCUUUUGGGUGUUAAGGAGUACUCGGACAUACGGCUCGACCCGAUUACCCGACGGGUUCGAGGAGCGAACCCGAGGACAUGGAUUCGUCUGCAAGAGUUGGGCACCUCAGGUUAACAUUUUGGGUCAUGAUUCCGUGGGAGGGUUUUUGACCCACGCUGGUUGGAGCUCGGUUGUGGAGUCCCUCCAGUUUGGGAGACCACUUGUGCUGCUGACUUACUCCAAUGACCAAGGUAUUAAUGCUAAGGUCUUGGAGGAGAAAAUGAUUGGGCAUAUUAUUGAGAGGGACGAGAGAGAUGGUUCUUUUACUAGAGAAGCCGUGGCUGAGUCGUUGAAACUCGUGGUGGUCAAGGAAGAAGGAAAGAUUUAUAGGGAUAAGGCUAAGGAGAUGAAGCCGUUGUUUUCCGAUAUGGAUUUGCAGGAAAAGUACGUGGAUAAUUUCCUAGAUUACCUUAUAACCCAUAGACAACGACCUAAAGUUGAAGAUGAGAAGGUGAUUUAACCAUGUUAUUGCCCUUUGUCUUCUUUUCUGUCACUUCAUGUCCUGUAAACUUGCUGUGCUGUUUAGCAAAUAAGGAGAAGAUGGGGAUUUGAUUUUUUGUUUUAUUAUUAUUAUUUCCUUUGUCAUAAUUUGUUGAGACAUGCAAAUCUAUUUAGCUUGAACUUAAAUUCUGGA